GAGGAGGAGGAGGAGGAGGAGGAGAGCUCCGUCUCCCCGCACAGGACCCGAGAGAUCCGCGAAUCCACCGCCGAGCAUCAGUGAGCGUCGGACGGGAGGAUGAGGACGUGGACGUCGGUCUGCGGCGGAUCUUACCGGCGGAUUGAAACCAGCACGACGCGACUGCGGGAAUCCGGAUUGUGUGUUUUCAUCUGGAAUCUGGACGCGUAGCCGGGGAACCGCAAUGGAGCAUCGGUGCAGAGCGUGAGAGCCGCUGAUCGUCUGCUUUCAGGCGAAUGUUGCAGACAAUAAGCAAAGAAAAUUAGCCUUUUUAGAAACCGUGGCAUCCCUUCGUCUGCACCGGGGGUUGUGUUGUUCUGCUGUGCCGCUAUUUCCCUUCAUGAUCCGAUGAGGGAGCCACAGUGAAUUUGUUAUUAAUGAUUCAGAAAUCAAUGGUUACACAAGUCACGCGCGGACAGGAGCACAUCCAGGCCAAUUAAAGGCUUCGGGAAGUCAGUUUUUUUUUAAUGAGAGUAGCCUGAUAUAGAUUCGUGUUUUUGUUCAAAUUAAUCAGAGAGCAGUCAUGUCAAAAAUUAAGAGCAGCGAGUCAGUGAAGGUGGUGGUUCGAUGCCGCCCUUUGAACCGGAAAGAGGAGUCCCAUGGGCCUGCAGGGGGCAUCGUGCGGAUGGACCUGGGUCUGGGACAGGUGAUCCUCAGAAACCCUCGGGCACCAGUCAGCGAGCCCCAGAAAACCUUCACGUUCGAUGGGGUUUAUGAUGCAAGCUCCAAACAGCGAGACCUGUACGAUGAGAGCGUGAGGCCCCUGAUAGACUCGGUGCUUGAAGGGUUCAAUGGCACCAUAUUUGCAUACGGGCAAACCGGAACUGGAAAGACAUACACUAUGCAGGGGGCAUGGAUGGACCCAGAGAAACGGGGGGUGAUCCCCAACGCUUUUGACCACAUCUUCACACACAUCUCCCGCUCGCAGUCCGACAGGCAGUACCUGGUGCGCGCAUCCUACCUCGAGAUCUACCUAGAGGAGGUUCGGGAUCUCCUCGAUCCCAACCAUGCCACCGCCAGAGCCCUGGAGCUCAGAGAGAGUCCAGAAACCGGAGUGUACGUCCGAGAUCUCACAUCGUGUGUUUGCAAGAGCAUCAAGGAGAUCGAGGAGGUGAUGAACGUGGGCAACCAGGCGAGGGCGGUUGCGGCGACAGACAUGAACGAGCACUCGUCCAGGUCCCAUGCUUUGUUCCUGAUCACGGUGGAGUGCAGCCAGCCUGGACCAGAUGGGAGAAAACACAUUCGAGUUGGUCGCCUCAACCUGGUGGAUCUGGCUGGUAGCGAGCGCCAAGCCAAGACUGGCGUCCAGGGCGAGCGCCUGAAAGAAGCCGCCAAGAUCAACCUUUCCCUGUCAGCACUGGGGAAUGUGAUCUCAGCACUAGCAGAUGGACGCAGCGGCCAUGUGCCUUACCGGGACUCCAAGCUGACCAGGCUGUUGCAAGACUCUUUAGGCGGGAAUGCAAAGACGGUCAUGGUCGCCACCUUAGGCCCAGCCCCCCAGCACUACGACGAAACCCUCACCACCCUCCGCUACGCCAACCGAGCCAAGAACAUCCAGAACCAGCCGAGGGUCAACGAGGACCCCAAGGACGCUCUGCUGCGCGAGUUCCAGACGGAGAUCGCUCGCCUCCGGGCCCAGCUCAACCACAGGAAGUGGAGUAGCAAACAGAAGAAGGAGCAGGUGGAGGGUGAGAGCUGGGAGAGAGACGAGGAUGAGGAGACGGAGGGCGAGGACGAGGAGUUGGAGGUGGAGAAGGACGCAGAGGACUAUGUGAAGCUGCAGGAGCAGCGGUUGGAGAGGGAGAAGGAGGCCAUCAGAGAUGAUCGAUUCAUGUUGGCCGAGGAGAAGCAGAAGCUGCUGGGAGAGAAGGAGAGGAUGAUGGGGGAUCUGAGGAAGGAGCAGGAAGCCACCGAGCAGCUGACCGCCAAGUACAAGGCGAUGGAGAGCAAGCUGCUGGUCGGAGGAAAGAACAUCAUGGAUCACACCAACGAGCAGCAGAAGAUGCUGGAGAUGAAGCAGCAGGAGAUCGCUGACCAGACCCGCACGGAGAGGGAGAUGCAGCAGCAGAUGUUCGUCCAGGACGAGGAGACGGUGGAGCUCAGAGAGACGUUCACUUCUCUGCAGCAGGAGGUGGAGGCCAAGACCAAGAAACUCAAGAAGUACCUCAAGCUGUACGCCAAGCUCCAGUGCAUCAAAGCAGAGAUCCAGGACGUGAACGACGAGCACGUGAGGAGCCGACAGGAGCUGGAGCAAACUCAGAACGAGCUCACCAGGGAGCUCAAGUUCAAGUACCUGAUCAUAGAGAACUUCAUUCCUCCAGAGGAGAAGAACAAGAUCAUGAACAGACUGACCUUCGACACCGAGGAGGAUCAGUGGAAGUUUCAGCCCCUCGUUCCCGCUGAGAGUAAAUCCUCGCAGAUGAAGAAAAGGCCGUCGUCUGCAGUCGGAUACAAACGACCCAUCAGCCAGUAUGCCAGGGUUGCCAUAGCGAUGGGAGCCCACUCCAGAUACAGGGCUGAGAACAUCAUGUUCCUGGAGCUGGACAUGACUCCUCCGAACACGGCCUCGCUGGAGCGCUCGACGGAGCCCAACCAAAGCACCUCUGGGGACAACUCGCCCACCAAGGAGAGGGGGGGCGUCCGCAAGUCUCGCUCCUGGUGUCAGACGCCGAAAUCCAUCACUUCCUCCUCGUCUAACGUUUCCCUGGCGGCGUGUCACGCUGCCACACCCACGGCGGCGCAGUAAAGCUUUAGUGAAGAGGCUUGAGGUGUUUUUUUUUAUUGUUAAUUUAUUUCAUUCUUCUGCUUCCUCCUGCUGAUUUUCCUCUGAAACAUUUCUCAGCGAGGCGCACAGCUGGGAUACAAGCACACGCUACGACCUCUGCUGAAUCCCGAGAGGUCACAGACUUUAACGGGUCGCUAAUAAAGAAACUUUCUCCUGACGGGAAAACUAAAUGAACUCAGAAACUUCUAUAAAACAUCAGUUCCUCCUGUUCUACGGAUGUAAAGACUUUUCCUCCUUCGUCCCUGCAUGUUUGGGACCAAGAGCCUUGGAUUGUCUUUUAAAACGUCUGGCUGCAGAGUUGUUCUGCAGCCAGGCUGGUGUGUGUAUGAGUGUGUGUUGUGCAUACGGGGCUGUAUGAUUGUCUGUUUGUGUUUCUAAUUGUGACCAGUUGAGAUCUGAGAGCUCACAAACUGCUUGACUCCCCUGUAGAAUAUCAAUCAGUGUAAAUAUGUCAUGUUUUAUUUUCUUUCCUUCGGGGGGGUUUGGUCCGAAUCCAUCGUCCGUUCCCUUCAGAGUGUUUAUGUCUGUGUUGAGCACGUUAGAAAAUAUUGAUAUAACAUAUGAAAUGUGCUGUUGUUGGUCAGACGAGGUGCGUUGAAGCCUGAAUGAUGACCUUCACCUUUAUACCCGUUGUCACUCAUCAUUCUUCUGUCCCUCCACGAUAUCUAACGAGUAAGAAAUGCCUUCAAAUAAUAAUCAGAAGAAAAUUAAGAUGGUUGGAGCAUUUCACACAAAAAACACUGCAGCAGGAAAUAUAAUAGCAGGUUUUCCAAAGUCCUUCAGCUUAAUUGAAGACGUGGAAGUGUCACAGUUUAAGAAACUGGCAGAUUUGCUGUGAACUUUGUCUUUUCCCUAUAAUUGAGGACUCGUCUCCAGUGCAUAGCCAGAGCCGCUGAAUGUACUACUGGCUACGUACUGUGCAUAUUGGUUUCUGUGAAAUGACACAGUCAUAAAGAUGUUCCUGUAAAACACCCCCGAAUGGCUGCUGUGGUAAGACAGUCAGUGAAAGCUGCAGCCUGUUUCUCUGCAGGUGGACUGAGUGGAGUGUCCCUGUUGUUUCCGGAGGCAGCGAGCAGUCAGUCCAUUGUUUUCUUCAUGGAGGUGAAGAGGAGCGGACAGUGGGGGGGCACGGAUCAUCGCUGUAUUAUUGAUGCUUCAGAUCCUGUUGCAGCUGAACCCCCUGCAAAGUGCAAGAGAGCAACACAGGCGUCCUCCAGUCAAAGUACAUCUAUUCCCAAUGAGAUCGAAACUUCCACAUCUUUGUUACAUGACAUCGUCGUCCUGUGUGUUCAAAAAUAUGUUUUAACCCAAACAUCAUAUCAUUUAUUAUAUGUGAUAAUAUGACAGACGAGGGAAUUUGACUCAGACAUCUUCAUUAUGGCUGAAUCACUUAUUGGAUGCACAAAUUGUCAAUAUUCGCCAGAAAUGUUGGUGAUGUUUUUAAAUUACUUGUGUAAAAAGUCCGAAACCCAAAGAAGUUUUAAACAAACCUGGAAACGUUUGGUUUUGGUGUAAUUUAUCACCAGAUGCUGUUUUGAUUGAAAUCUACCUCCGUCUCAGACUGAUCGACACUGAGGGUUUUAAAUGUUUAUCUUCAUGUAUAAUCCAGACUCCAAACAGCGUCGGACUAUUGGUCAAAUAAAGAUGUUAAAAUAAUGAUAUUCAAGUUAAAAUAUUUUAAAAAAUUGUGUCUACGAUACUGAAAACAUCUAAUUUUAACGUUUAAAACAGUAAAUUAUUUAUUCGCACUGUGUCGCCUCUAUUGUAAAAUUAAAUUAUGUUCUAAAUUGAACUGAGGACAGUUUCUAAUGUAUAAACAUUGUUGUCAUAUUAUUCAGUAAAAUAUAUAUAUCCAUGUACGUUU
Messenger RNA from Hippoglossus stenolepis (Pacific halibut), 4688 nucleotides. RefSeq names its product kinesin-like protein KIF3C. The record is from RefSeq and is a predicted model, not a curated record. Bases 563 to 2785 code for a protein of 740 amino acids. Gene Ontology annotation, molecular function: microtubule motor activity; ATP binding; microtubule binding. The transcript is spliced from 9 exons. NCBI's taxonomy places the organism in Eukaryota, Metazoa, Chordata, Actinopteri, Pleuronectiformes, Pleuronectidae. Gene Ontology annotation, biological process: microtubule-based movement.